This is a messenger RNA of Acanthoscelides obtectus, 168 nucleotides long. The record is from the annotation of a GenBank genome assembly. Lineage: Eukaryota; Metazoa; Arthropoda; Insecta; Coleoptera; Chrysomelidae.
UUUUAACGUGGUUAACGGUAACGUCAACAAAAUUUUCUGUUUAUGGUAGAUUAUUGCAGAAAUGGAUGUCAUGAGCUGGAGAACCUUUUUGAACGCAAACCUAACAAGAGACAAGGAACCAAAAACAUACCCCGGUGCUUGAAAGUUAAAAUACAUUCAUCUUCCUGA